CUCCAACUUAUGGUGGUGGUGGUGGUGGAAAACAGGCCCAUCAGCCUUCCUUUCCGAACCCGCCCGGGCGACGCCCGGCCGCGGCCCCGCAGGCCGCGGAGGAGCCGGCGGCGAAGCCGGUGCCGCCGCCGGAGCCGUCGGCGGCGGAGCUGGCGUGCGCGGAGGCCCCGGACCCCGCCGCGCUGGCGGCGGGGCUCCCCGGCGGCUACCGCUUCCUGCCGGGCCCGAUGCCGGCGCUGCCCGGAGAGUUCUCCGUGGUCUCGAUGAACAUCCUAGCCGCUUCGUUGGCCUCCUCGCACGGGUACUGCAAGCCAGAGCACCUGAAUUGGGAGAGCAGGAGGCAGAGGCUGCUCGAGGGACUCGUCCGAGCCGUGCCGGAUCUCAUGUCGGGCACCUUUCGGGAACCUUUCAACCCACCGCGGACAACCACUUCGGCGACAUCGCGGCCGCACUAGGCCGUGGGGGCAGAGGAACCAGCGAACCGACCAGUGCAGAAACCCCCCUGUCUGGUCGACCACGCCGCCCGCAGGAGGCGCGAGGCCA
Molecule: messenger RNA, 543 nt
Organism: Prorocentrum cordatum
Lineage: Eukaryota; Dinophyceae; Prorocentrales; Prorocentraceae
Source: the annotation of a GenBank genome assembly